Messenger RNA from Camellia sinensis, 1032 nucleotides. NCBI's taxonomy places the organism in Eukaryota, Viridiplantae, Streptophyta, Magnoliopsida, Ericales, Theaceae. The record is from RefSeq and is a predicted model, not a curated record.
AUGGGUCAUGCGAAGCCAGUUGCCCAAAAUCUCCUUGCCGACCUUCCGACUGACGUUGACGCUGUACCAUCCCAACCAAUGUCCCCACCUAAACCAAAAAGAAUCAAGAAGGCCCAGCCUAAGGCCAGGGCUGUUGAGGCUGAAGAUAGUUGGCCUAUCUCAAAACUGGCUGAGAGUAAGAAGACUUCUUCUGCUUCUGCAAAAAGGUCUGCCGAGACCCAGCCCUCUGAGUCUACCCAAUCAAAGAAGCCGAGGUCUGCCUCAGCUACAACUUCGGGGUCUAAGAAAUCCGAUGUCCCCUGGGCACCAAAGUUGACUUUGGAGGAUAGGCCAAUUAUGUCAACUGAGAGUGCCGACGACAUUAAUGCCAUCCAGCACGCCCAUUCAUUUUCGAUGCAAUCUUUCGAAAAUCGGCAAAGAGUGGUUGACAUGAAGAGGGAGAUCUCUGCCCUCAAAAAGGACAGUAAAUCUUUUGAAUCGAAGAUGAAGAAAUUGGAAGAUCAGGCCGAGGCCGCUACUAAGGCCCAGCAAAUAGACGAAGAAAAAGCAGAGUCUGCCGAGGCUAUUAGAAAAGUUGCUGAGGCAGAAAAGGAGGAGUUUAAAUCGAAAAUGGCUCAGGCCGAGAAAGAGCUUCAAAAGGCUUUGGCCACAAAAAAAACCGAGAUUGAAGAAGCUGAUGAGAAGGCCUAUGCCCAGGAUGACUCGCCGUUGCGCAAUGCUGAAGCUGUUCCUCUCCCAUUUCCUCCAAAUCAAGCUGGAGAAGAAUCUGAGUCUGAGCCUGAAGCCAAUGAUGAGGAUAACGAUGAUGGUGAUGCUCUAGUAAGGAAGCCCAAGGAUGGUGAGGAUGAGGAGUUUGUUAAGGAGGCUACUCUUGAACAAGCAUCACCAGAUGUCCCUCCUACCGACGAUAAUCUUAAUCGAACACUUGCCGAAAUUGAUGCCGAGAUCAUGGCCGAGAAGGCUGCCGAGGUAGCUUUUCAAGAAUCCAUCGAGGUCCAAAUUCAAAUUGCUCCUGAUGCUGAAGAAUCCUAA